Molecule: messenger RNA, 1726 nt
Organism: Corylus avellana
Lineage: Eukaryota; Viridiplantae; Streptophyta; Magnoliopsida; Fagales; Betulaceae
Product: ethylene-responsive transcription factor RAP2-12
Biological process (GO): regulation of DNA-templated transcription; ethylene-activated signaling pathway
Molecular function (GO): DNA-binding transcription factor activity; DNA binding
Source: RefSeq, a predicted model, not a curated record
UCAGUUCGUCUUCUACGCCUUUCAACUCUCGCAAAUAUAUUUUCUCUCUCUCUCUCUCUCAAACAAAACUCCAAACCCAAAAAACCUACAAAUCCUACCUUUCCCCACAUUUGCCAAAAACCUUUUCACUUUCGCCCUUCGGAGAACAAAGGAAGAAAGAAACACCACCAUGUGUGGAGGAGCUAUAAUCUCCGACUUUAUCCCGCCGAGCAGGUCGGGAAGGGUCACUGCAGAUUACUUGUGGCCCAAUCUCAAGAAAUCCAUCUCCGGGAGGCGAUUCUCGAAGCCUCUGGUCGACGACAACAUCGACGAAUUCGAGGCCGAUUUUCAGGAUUUCAAGGACGAUGUAUCAGAUGUCGAGGACGAGGAGGAGGUCGUCGUGGCCGAUGUCAAGCCCUACGCUUUCUCUGCUGCUCGCAUCCCUGGAUCUAAGGCAGUAAAAUCUGUGGAAUUCAAUGGGCAAGCUGAGAAAUCUGCUAAGAGAAAAAGGAAGAAUCAGUAUCGGGGAAUCCGGCAGCGCCCAUGGGGUAAGUGGGCUGCUGAGAUUAGAGAUCCAAGGAAAGGUGUUCGUGUCUGGCUUGGAACUUUUAACACUGCAGAAGAAGCUGCAAGAGCUUAUGAUGCUGAGGCACGGAGAAUUCGUGGAAAGAAAGCUAAGGUGAAUUUCCCUGAUGAGACUCCCUGUGCUUCUCCAAAGCGCUCAGUUAGGGUAAAUCUGCAGAAGCCACUUCCCAAGGCAAAACUAAAUUCUGUCCAGCCCAACCUGAACCAAAAUUUCAAUUUCAUGAACAACUCUGAUCAGGAGUAUUCCAUGGGUUUGAUGGAGGAGAAACCUUUUACCAAUGAGUACGGCUAUAUGGACUCCAUCCCUGUCAAUGGAAAUGUUGGACUCAAUUCCUUUGUUUCCUCUGAUGCUACCCCCAUGUACUUUAAUUCCGAUCAGGGUAGUAAUUCAUUUGAUUGUUCUGACUUUGGAUGGGGAGAACAGGGCCCUAAGACCCCGGAAAUCUCGUCUGUUCUUUCAGCUACUCUAGAAGGGGAUGAAUCUAAGUUUUUGGAGGAUGCUAACCCAAAGAAGAAACUGAAGUCUGAGUCUGGGAAUGCAGUGCCUGUUGAAAAUAACACUGCAAAUACACUGUCUGAGGAGCUCUCUGCUUUUGAGUCCCAGAUGAACUUUCAGAUGCCAUAUCUCGACGGAAGUUGGGAUGCUUCAAUUGAGACAUUGUUUAGUGGACAGACAACUCAGGAUGGUGGAAACCCAAUGGAUCUUUGGAGCUUUGAUGACCUACCUUCCAUGGUUGGGGGAGUUUACUGAGCAAACUUUUCCCAUGCUUGCUAGUUAUGUAAAUAAGGCUACAUGUUAGAAUGGUUGUCGUAUGUGAUGGAGAUUGACAAAUUGAGCAUGCGUUGAGGCUUUUCAUGGAUGAUGUGUUGAAGUAGCUACUGUUGUAUGAGGAGUAUAUAGGUAUUUAGGUUACCUUUUUACCUUGAAGACCUUGAAUUUGAAAUUAUGGAUUUAAUCUUUGUACUGAUGAUGGUGUGUGAUCUGUGAUAAAAAUACUAGAACCUGAUGAAUGUAAACUUUGGUAUUUGUUUGCAUCUUGGUUCUUUCACAAGAGGCCAUCCAUUUUUGGAUUGUUCAUUUGUUCUGAUUGGUAUAUGCUGUAGAUUUCCUACUGCUUUGAAUGGUCCACAGCAAUACAACAAUUUCUUUGCUUCUGCUCUA